AGCUGUUUUCUGUCUUGAGAUACUGGUUAAUGACCGAACCCCUGUGGUAAACAAUCCCGCAUGGAGUUAAUUGGUUAACCCACGGUACCCCGGCUGUCCAACGUCCCUCGUUUAAGCGGAGUAAAUUUUUACGACGUACUGCCUUAAAAAGGGUGUCGUCACAAUGCCGAAAGCUUGCAAGGAGAAGAAGUACAGAAUACAUAAGGAGGUGUGCAAAGUCAGCACCAAGGCAGGAAUAAAGGGAGCAAAGCCUGCCUCUGGUGCAGUAUCACAAGGUCUGGUUUUCAACACAGACCUGGGCCAGCAUGUUUUAAAGAAUCCUUUAAUUAUAACUGCCAUGGUUGAGAAGGCAGGAUUGAAAACUACAGAUACAGUACUCGAGGUUGGUCCAGGUACAGGAAACGUUACAACCAAGUUGUUAGAGCGUGUGAAGAGAGUCGUAGCCUGUGAAGUAGACCCUCGUAUGAUAGCUGAAUUACAGAAGCGGUUUAUAGCUACUCCAUUUCAUUCAAAACUAGACAUUAGAAUAGGAGAUGUUUUGAAAGCUGAUCUCCCAACAUUUGAUGUUUGUGUUGCAAAUUUGCCAUAUCAGAUUUCAUCGCCAUUCAUCUUUAAGUUAUUACUACAUCGGCCAGUGUUUCGAUGUGCAAUACUUAUGUUCCAACAAGAAUUUGCUGAGCGUCUCAUUGCCAAACCGGGUGACAAACUUUAUUGUAGGUUAACAGUCAACACACAACUACUAGCAAAGGUGGAUCACCUCAUGAAAGUUGGCAAGAAUAAUUUCAGACCUCCCCCUAAGGUCGAAUCAUCUGUGGUGAGAGUUGAACCAAAGAACCCAGUUCCAAACAUCAAUUUUAAUGAGUGGGAUGGCCUCCUUCGGAUAGUUUUUGUCAGAAAAAACAAGACUUUGUUAGCCAACUUCAAGCAGAGUUCAGUUACUCAGACACUGGAAAAGAAUUACAAGACAUGGUGUUCCCUUCGAGAGAAGAAAAUUCCUGAAGACUUUUGCAUCAAGAAGAAAGUUGAGGACAUCCUUGUUGAUAGUGAGUUUGAUAAGAAACGAGCACGGCAUAUGGACCAGGACGAUUUUUUAGCGCUGCUGCAUGCCUUCAAUAAGGAAGAUAUACAUUUUGUUUAAGAGUAAUACUAUUUAGUUGCUUUAAUUUUUUUCAUGGUCACCUGUUGUUGAUUAGUGGUAUACUAGAUUAAUAUAUUUAAUUUUUUUCAUGGUCACCUAUUGUUGAUCAGUGGUAGUUAGAAUGAUAUUGAUAUUAGUCACUGUGCUUCCUGAAUCCUUGUUAUUAAUGAACAUGGUUAUUUAUAAUGUAUUUAUACGAAAGUCACAAAAUGUGUAUAGUGUAAGUUAUGGAAUGCUGUUUUUGGAGUAUUGUCUGAUUUGGAUAGUGAAAAAAUAGGUACAGACUGUUCAUAGUAUUCUUGAGGUAAAAUGACUGCUUUUCAGUCCACAAUCUCUUGUUCUUUCUGGCUUCGUAGCUCUAUGGUAAGUGCACUUAGCUUACAAUCAGGGACAAGUGUGACUCUUAAACCAGACAAGGAGGGAAGAAUGGGUGUGUUCCCUGAAAUCCAAUAUGCAUUUGUUGGCGUAAGCAGUGGAAUAGGUACCUAAUGUUAGUCAGCCAUGGUGGCUUGCAGCUAGGGAAAAAAGACAGACUGAAGAGGGAAAGAACACUAGAUGCAAGUGUUAAUUACUACAUCAAAUGUAUACAAUUAAAAUGAAAGGGUCUUAGCACCCCACUAGGGUGAAAUCAUUUAUCAGAAAUUUAUUAUCUCUUUUAUUUUUCCCUAUCUUCCUCUCCACUAAGUUGUUAUAGAUGGGACCAGUAAUUUUAUUUUUUUAUAAUAUAAAAAGCGUUUUCUUGCUUCUAUGUUCUUUCCUGUCAUAGGUUAUGGAAAACAGAAGUAUGAUAGGUUUAUAAGGUUUUCAUAUUUUACUAAAAUCUUGUAUUUAAUGAGGCCCAUUUAUGAUUUUUAGAUUUUAGAAAAUUGGUGACUCAAAGUUUUUGGUAUUAGUAGAUUAUAUUAAAAAGCUUUAGCUUGGUUUUUAAUGGAUUGCUCUUGUUUCUUAUAAAGCAUUUUGCUUAUCAUCAUCAGCAUAAUCAUCAUCAUCAUAUCUCUACUGUUUUUUCUGGUCCUUCAUUCUAACCUGUCUUGCUACUUCCGCACUUACAAACCUUCAGACUUACUGCUUCACUUUUCAGUAGUUGCCCAAGCCAUCUCAGUCGCUAAGUUUUCUAUCUUUAUCAGACUUGAAUAUGGAUAGUGAUAGUAAUGGAGGCUCAUAGAAUAAUUCUAAUUUAAAUCAAAUUUGAAGAUAUAUGACUCUUGAACUGGCAUUGGUCAUAAUAAAGGCUAAAUUGUAAUUAACACAGACUUUCGUAAUGUAAAAUGUCAUUUGCGGAGAGUAAUUGAAAAAUUGAUUAGAAGUACAUUUGCUUAUGUCAUCCGGUGUAUGAUGUACAUAGCUUGUCUAGGGAAAGCCCAACCGAAAAAAACACAAAGAAAUCGUACAUAAACCUUUUCAAGUUUCAGCCACUUGCUAAUUCAGUCUGUAUGUGUGAACCUAACAUUUAUUAUCUAGCAAAACAAGUAGUACUUGCCAUGAGUUGCAUAAAGCUACAGUACCUGUAUUUUUUAUGACUGAAUAUUAAUUUUCAGUCAUAAAAAAUACAGUUACUGUAGCUUUAUGCAACUCAUGGCAAGUAGUACUACUUGUUUUGCUAGAUAAUAAACGUUAGGUUCACACAUAUAGACUGAACUAGCAAGUGGCUGAAACUUGAAAAGGUUUAUGUACGAUUUCUUUAAGCGAUGAAUUGGUCUUAUUCAUUGUAUACUCUUUGCUUCACAGUUCAUCUGCUGUUCCUGCAAUACAAUUCUUGUAUUGCUACCAAUAGUAGUGAUAUUCUUUCAUAACAUCUUGAAAGUUAGGUAUUUGUAGCUUUAUUCAUCAUGUACAUUUAUAUUGAAUGGUUCUUUUAGAUGGUGAAUUGGUUAUUGUACUAAUUUAGUAUUGCUAAUUCAAGGUAUGUGUCGCAUGAAAGGAAAAGUACAGUACUGUAUUCAUAAGUGUUGGCUAAGUAUUAUUAUUUAACUUUAUUAAGUGUCAAGAGCAGUAGAUUUUGGUAUAUAAAUGAUACAUUACCAUUUUUAUAUUUAUUUAAUGUUAGCUUUGUAUCAGUUUGCUUUAGUAUCUAGAUGACACCAUCAGUAUAGUGAGAGUGAAAGUUUGUAAAUCAUCCAUAAGCAUUUUUUUUUUUGUCAGCUUUAUGCUUUCUGCUUGGACUUCUAUCUGGUCUAGGUUGCUAUGUAUCCCCUUCUCUCCUGAUAUCCUUACCCUUCUUACAGGUCUUGUCUGGUUACUUCCAUAUCUGUUGUUUCUCUGAUCAACCAUUACUCAAGCCCACUUAUUUCCAAACCAUCCCAAUCUUUGAUUUCAGUCUUUUUUGCAGCUUCUUGAUGCAGUUCAAAAUUCAUUAUCCAAUCUUCCCACCGCCCUUGUCAAUGCUCAUGUUUGGAAAUUUGUAAACUUGAAUUAUAUACAGAUUGUGAAUCUCACCUGUGAUGUUGAUUGCCAAAACGAUGGCAUGGAUACUGGAAGACUGUAAACAUUAUUUUUACAAAUAAAUAGAAAAAUAAUUCAACUGUUGUUGUAUAAAAAGCUGUUUGGGACUGAUGUAAAUUGUAGAUUUUUAAUUAAUUUCAUUGUUUGCAAUCUUAUUGCACUGAGGCUCAGUGAUCCACCUUUACAAAGUACUCGAUGGAGGUAAUGUGCUGGAAAGUACAGGAGACAGUUGCAGUUUUAUCGUAGAAAUGACGGGUUUUGUCUGGAACCACAUUAAAAAUCUCUCGGUACACCUCAUGCAGUGCACUAUUGGCAUUACUUGUGGUUCUUUGCAGCAUCAGGCCUUAGGUAUAACCCCUUUCAUUCCUUUUACUAUACCUCUGUUCAUAUUCAAUUCCUUCAACCUCUUUCAUUCCUUUUUACUAUACCUCCAUUCAUAUUCUCUUCCUUCCAUCUGACUUUCAACCCUCUCCUAAGAGUUGUUUCAUAGUGCAACUGCAAAGUUGAAUUCAUGUUGCACCAUUCAAACAUUCUUACUCUCAAUUUCCCUGUCAGCACAAUGACCUUAUAGGUUCUGGCACUUGGCCUUUGGUUUAAAUUUUUUUUAUAAGAGAACCUUAGUUUUCUGGUAUAUAUUCAAGUAGGACAUUGUAAUGUAUGGUAUAGUGGCAUAAUUUUCCAAAGAUGGAAUUGGAUGUGAUUGCUCUCUGAUAUGUAUGUUCAGUAUUGCUUAUCACUUGCAAAUUACAAUGAUCCAUGACCCCUUGAAUGAGGAAUGCUUCCUGAUAUAUUUCAUCUGUUCCUACCGUAGUCAAUAAUUCUUGUUCAAGUUGGAAAUGAUACAACCUAGAGGCCUUUCAUCCAAAAAGUGGAAAUGCUUAUCAAUGCAUCCAGCUAUAUUUGCUGUCUGAAAAGGCUAUGAAGAGUGACAUAAUGGGCUAUUUGCCUUAUUGCAAAGUCUAGAAACAUCAAUUUCUAAUGAUAAAAGUGCAUGAGACCUGGUAUAUUACAAUAUUCUUUUUAUCUCAGUGGCUCCCAUAUGGUUUAAAUUUGCUAUUUGACUACUUUCUGGUAAGUCAUUUCUAAUCAUAAGGUUUUAUCAUGAUUUCCCUUUUAUGCUGCUUGCAAGUUGAAGGGUUUUGCAGUUCAGAAUUGUCAUCGAAAUCAGUGGAACUGUAGAGUACUGAUUAGUUGAGGUACAAAGUGUCAGAGGUGAUUUUUACGUCUUCAAAAGGGCAUUGUUGAUAUCUCUAGUGACAUCAGCUUUGUGAUUUCAUGACACUUUCUGGAUUUGAUUUUGAGUGAAACCUUUGAAAUCCAAUGAGGAAGAAAAUGUAGGUUUCCUUCUCUUGUGGAAAAUGAGUCCCCCCAAAAAAUGAGGAAAUCAAGAAGUGAAGAGGUUUCUUUUGAUUAAGAAUGUUUCUAGUAAAUGUAACCAACAGGUUCUAUAUACAAUACUCUCCAGAUAUUUUUAUUUUUAUUAAUUAUUAUUAUCGCUCUCCUUUACUUUCAAGUUUAUACAUUGUACUUUGUAAAGAAAGUGAUCCGUCUCAGUGCACGAAGAACAAUAUAGUAUCUGUAUCUGCAGUGUUUGCUCAUACUCGCCAUUUAUUUAUUUAGGCACUGCAUUUUUUCAUACUCAAGUGAGUUAUGUUGGAAAUUUUUUGCACAUACCGUGUAAAUACAUAUCUGGUAUUUCAGAUUGGUGCUAGUCAUGACAGUUUUUGUUGUGCUUCCUGUUAUGGAAGUGCCGUACUUUGUAUUGUCGGAUCCCGGUUAUUGGUAACUGAGGAGAGGACUGCAGUACACACGAAUGAAUGGUUAUAUCACUGAGAAUGAUUGUUAUGUUUUGGGGUGAAAAAUUUGUUUUUGAAUAGGUCCAUAUAGAAUUUUAGUAUAUAUAAGUGCAUAUAAAUGGAAGUAUUGUACUAUACUUUGCACAAGAAAAAUGGUAAUUUGUAUAAUGUCUUUUCUUGGUCACAGUUUAGUAAGUGCAAAGCUUUGAAAAUGUAUAUUUAGAAUCUAUUAUAGUAUUUUAUAACAUUUCCAGAUAUGGAUUAGAUUUUUUUUGUGGCAAGAAAUUGUAAUGAAAAGUCGGUGAUGACUGAUAUUUAGAUUUAUCGUGAGUGUGGAUUGCAGUGUACUCCUCAUUUAUACAAGAUAACAUUGCGGGUGUUCAUUUAUUAGUUGAUCACCUGGUUGUGAAGACUAUCUUAAUUUAGCAUUGGUUAAGAUAUUACUUGUAGGUUUUCUUGUGAGAUUGGUGAAGCAUUCAUAUUUUAGGAUUGGCAGGAUUGGCAAAGUUUGUAGUUUUUGGUAUGAAAAUGAUAAAAUGUUUUUAGUUCUC
Molecule: messenger RNA, 5927 nt
Organism: Macrobrachium nipponense
Lineage: Eukaryota; Metazoa; Arthropoda; Malacostraca; Decapoda; Palaemonidae
Product: probable dimethyladenosine transferase
Exons: 6
Coding region: 164-1138 (324 amino acids)
Biological process (GO): rRNA methylation
Cellular component (GO): nucleolus
Molecular function (GO): rRNA (adenine-N6,N6-)-dimethyltransferase activity
Source: RefSeq, a predicted model, not a curated record